Olea europaea var. sylvestris is the source of this 1051-nucleotide messenger RNA. RefSeq names its product probable cinnamyl alcohol dehydrogenase 6. NCBI's taxonomy places the organism in Eukaryota, Viridiplantae, Streptophyta, Magnoliopsida, Lamiales, Oleaceae. Gene Ontology annotation, biological process: lignin biosynthetic process. Gene Ontology annotation, molecular function: zinc ion binding; cinnamyl-alcohol dehydrogenase activity. The transcript has 4 exons. The coding region runs from base 190 to 903 and encodes 237 amino acids. The record is from RefSeq and is a predicted model, not a curated record.
CUUAUGUGAAAUCAUUUUUCUUAUAACCCACCUACUCAUUCCACCUGCAACCAACAGCCUCGCACCCUAACAUGCAGUUAACGAUUCAAUAAAAUAUUUCUCUCUUUAGUGCUCCUUAAAAUAAAAUGAUUAUAGUCCAUUUUCAUUGCAAUUUCCAACUCUAUCUCUGAUCUUUCUCUGUAUUGUGUGAUGGCCCAGACAACUCCAAACCACACGCUGACUGUUUCGGGCUGGGGCGCCCACGAUCCCUCUGGCAACAUCACACCUUACACCUUCAAGCGCAGAGAAAAUGGGGUGAAUGAUGUAACUAUAGAAAUCCUAUACUGUGGGAUAUGCCACACUGAUCUCCACCAAGUCAGGAACGACUGGGGCUCCACCAUGUACCCUAUUGUACCCGGCCAUGAAAUUACAGGGAUUAUAACGAAGGUGGGCAGCAAUGUGUCCAAUUUCAAGGUAGGUUACAGGGCAGGAGUAGGGUGCUUGGCAGCAUCAUGCUUGAACUGUGAUUACUGCAAAGAUGGACAAGAAAACUACUGUGACCAACUUCAGUUUACUUACAAUGGCAUUUUUUGGGAUGGUAGCAUCACUUAUGGAGGCUACUCCAAGUUUCUCGUAGCAGAUCAUAGGUAUCAUAUCAAGUCAAACAUAACUUGCACGAAAAUGUAUGCUAAAAUGAUGUGGGAUUUCAUAAAUUUGACAGGGAAGAGAGCUGUGAAGGGGAGCAUCAUAGGAGGCAUAAAAGAGAUGCAAGAGAUGUUGGACGUGUGUGGGAAACACAACAUAACAUGUGAGAUUGAAGUUGUCACGCCAAAUCAAAUUAAUGAAGCCUUUGAGCGACUUGCUAAAAAUGAUGUUAAAUACCGUUUUGUCAUUGACAUUGCUGGGAAAUCUUCAAAUCUAUAGAGGUUUUCUAUUCUGGUGCGUUUUCAGCACUAACCAUCAAUGUUUAGCUUCGUGUUUGCUCUUUUUGCUUUUGUUGUAUCUCCAAAUUUGUUCUCUGUUUUAAACAUGGACAUGUAAUAUGUUAAAUUGUCUGGAUUGAUUUCAAUUA